AUGUCACUGCAAAUUGCAGGCAAAGAACACAGACUCUUCUCUCCUCAUGUCAUGUCAAUGUUCAACUUCAAGUUCCCCACUUGACCCAUUGGUCAUACAUACACUCUCUCUCUCUCUAUCUCUUCAACUAUGAAAUUACCUUUUUCUACGCUGUUCUCUCUCUCCUUAAAUGACCUUCUUGAGUCUUGA
Messenger RNA from Capsella rubella, 189 nucleotides. RefSeq lists its product as uncharacterized. NCBI's taxonomy places the organism in Eukaryota, Viridiplantae, Streptophyta, Magnoliopsida, Brassicales, Brassicaceae. The transcript is spliced from 2 exons. The record is from RefSeq and is a predicted model, not a curated record.